AUGGCUGAGCGGAAAGCUAGUCAUAACUAUUAUUUUUUUUUUUUUUUUUUUAUUUUUUUUCUUUCAGCAUUUACUAAACUGAUAUCUAUAAAUGGACAAGAAUAUCACCUUCAGCUAGUCGAUACUGCUGGACAAGAUGAAUUUUCAAUAUUCCCUCAGACUUACUCCAUAGAUAUUAAUGGAUAUAUACUUGUAUAUUCAGUCACCUCCAUUAAAAGUUUUGAAGUGAUAAAAGUAAUCCAUGAAAAGUUGUUGGACAUGGUUGGGAAAGUCCAGGUACCCAUAAUGUUGGUUGGAAAUAAGAAAGAUUUGCACAUGGAAAGGGUGAUCAGUUAUGAAGAAGGAAAAGCCCUAGCAGAAUCAUGGAAUGCUGUUUUCUUGGAAUCUUCUGCUAAAGAGAAUCAGACUGCUGUCGAAGUUUUUAAAAGAAUAAUUUUGGAAGCAGAAAAAAUUGAUGGUGGAUGUUCACAAGGGAAGUCGUCCUGCUCCGUUAUGUAA
Messenger RNA from Staurois parvus, 498 nucleotides. Lineage: Eukaryota; Metazoa; Chordata; Amphibia; Anura; Ranidae. The record is from the annotation of a GenBank genome assembly.